AUGGCCACCGUCGUGAAGCCCAUCGCCACCGAAUUCGGCCACUCUCUGCCACCCGAGGGCCCGCAUACAAUCACCAUCCACGGUCCAGGCUGGCAGACGGCCCUCGGCAUACGAGAUGGCGACCCAGCCAUUUUUGCAAGGUUGAAGUCGAUAUACCCACGCUUCUUCCCUUUCAGCUGCGCGCGGCAGUUGUCCGUCGCCCUAGCCCAGAAAUUGGGCGCCGACCCUAGCCAGGAUGGUGUCCUCAUGUUCACCGACCCAGAGACCUUCGCCUUGCACAGGGCGUACAGCACGUCACAUCACCGUAAGCAGCACAAGCUGGCCGAGGGUGACCUCUCCUUUCGCGUGGUCGAUGUGCACGGAGUCCGGCUUUAUUGCGUCGUGUACCCCCUGCCCAAGAUGCCCGGCACCAUCGGCAUCUGGCAAAACGUCGGGAACGGCCUCUCCUCCAGGGCAUCCGAAGAGCUUCUUGGGUACGUGGGCGGGGCCGAUUUCAGCAUCGUGGAGUGGUCGGGGGAGGACCUCAGUGAUGUCCCGCCGGCGUCGUACCUCCCCGAGUGCGAGGCCCAUGGCGCGCUGCGGAAGCGCAUCCGAGACUUACUGCACCGUGCGCCGGUGGAUUCAGCGGCUGUCAAGGUUGCUGAUGGGGAUGUGUAUCUAUACCCGACAGGCAUGGCGGCCAUCUGGAGGCUGAACCAAAUCCUCGUGCAGCGAGACGCGGGAACGAUUCUCGUGCUGGGGUCUGUUUUCCACAACACCUUUCAUAUGUUUGAGGAGACGACCAGUGGGAUGAAGCACUUUGGUGCUUGUGAUGCCAAAAGCGGAGUCAUGGACAAGGUUGAAGAGUAUCUCGAAGCGCACUACAAGGCCGGCAAGACGGUCAGUUAUGUCUUCGUCGAGUUUCCUUCUAACCCAAUCCUCGUGAGCGCUGACCUGAAGAAACUCCAUCAAAUAGCCGGCAAAUACCGCUUUCCCGUCGUCAUAGACGACACCAUCAGCUCCUUCGUCAACGUUGACGUGCUCCCCGUGGCCGACCUACUCAUGACAAGCCUCACCAAAUCCUUCUCCGGCUACGCAGAUGUGAUGGGCGGAUCUGUGGUCCUUAACCCGCUCUCGCCCUUUUACCAGCAGAUUAAGCCCUCCUUCACAGCAAACUUCCACAACGAGCUCUUUGCAGGCGACGCAGAACGGCUCCUCUCUAACAGCGAGGACUACAUUCCCCGGUCUACCAUCCUCAAUCGAAACGCCGUCGUCAUGGCUGAGUUUUUAGCCACCGAGGCCGCUCGCCCGGGUUCACCCAUCAAGGCAGUGUUGUACCCCAGCACGAGCGACACGAAAACUAAUUACGAGGCGUUCAUGCGCCCCGCCACGCCGGACUUCGCACCCGGCUAUGGUUGUCUGCUAUCCGUCGACUUCAAGACGCUCCCGGCGGCGAAAGCCUUCUACGACAACCUCUCCGUGCACCAGGGCCCGCACCUCGGCGCACACAAGACCUUAGCGGUCCCGAUGAACGCCUUGGUGUGGGGCAAGGAUCCAGAGCAGACCGUAUACCAUGCAGCGUAUGGGGCUGGUGAGGAGCAGAAGAGUUGGUGGCCGUCGUAA
Cryphonectria parasitica EP155 is the source of this 1602-nucleotide messenger RNA. Its product is annotated as PLP-dependent transferase. The record is from RefSeq and is a predicted model, not a curated record. Lineage: Eukaryota; Fungi; Ascomycota; Sordariomycetes; Diaporthales; Cryphonectriaceae. Gene Ontology annotation, biological process: transsulfuration. Gene Ontology annotation, molecular function: cystathionine gamma-synthase activity; pyridoxal phosphate binding. The transcript is spliced from 4 exons. Bases 1 to 1602 code for a protein of 533 amino acids.